Messenger RNA from Euleptes europaea (tarantolino), 1145 nucleotides. It is a transcript of the gene CHST10, whose product is annotated as carbohydrate sulfotransferase 10. Gene Ontology annotation, molecular function: sulfotransferase activity. Bases 28 to 1104 code for a protein of 358 amino acids. Gene Ontology annotation, cellular component: membrane. NCBI's taxonomy places the organism in Eukaryota, Metazoa, Chordata, Lepidosauria, Squamata, Sphaerodactylidae. The record is from RefSeq and is a predicted model, not a curated record. The transcript has 5 exons. Gene Ontology annotation, biological process: carbohydrate biosynthetic process; proteoglycan biosynthetic process.
AAAGUUAUAUGGCUCACAUCUGACAUCAUGCACCACCGGUGGCUGCUGUUAGCUGCAUGCUUUUGGGUAAUAUUCAUGUUCAUGGUUGCAAGCAAGUUCAUCACACUGACCUUCAAAGACCCUGAUGCCUAUGGUGCUAGGCAAGAGCCAUUAAUACUGACAGCUAUCACUGAAGUGGAGAAGAUUCAUAUGAUAAAAGAGAAGAGCUCGCUGGGAGAGUUUCAGACGAUAGGAAGAGGUCUUUCUGAAGACCAUCAACAUCAACCUCUGGUCCAUAUGGAAAGGCUUGAACUACUCAGGAAUAUGUGCCAAGAUACAUCACUGAGAAACCUCACCCAUAGUACUGUUUCUAAGUUUGUUUUGGACCGAAUAUUCGUAUGUGACAAGCACAAGAUCCUCUUCUGUCAAACCCCCAAAGUUGGCAAUACUCAGUGGAAGAAAGUCUUGAUUGUUUUAAAUGGAGCUUUUUCUUCUAUAGAAGAGAUCCCAGAGAGCAUUGUGCAUGACCAUGAGAAGAAUGGUCUGCCACGCUUAUCUUCGUUCAGUGACACUGAAAUUCAGAAAAGGUUGAAAUUGUACUUCAAAUUCUUUAUUGUAAGAGAUCCAUUUGAAAGGCUUAUUUCUGCAUUUAAAGACAAAUUUGUUCACAAUCCUCGAUUUGAACCUUGGUAUAGACAUGAAAUCGCACCUGGCAUAAUUCGAAAAUAUAGAAAGAAUCGCACCGAGACCCGAGGGCUGCAAUUUGAGGACUUUGUGCGCUACUUGGGUGACCCAAAUCAUCGAUGGCUAGACCUACAAUUCGGAGACCACAUAAUUCAUUGGGUAACCUAUGUGGAACUUUGUGCCCCUUGUGAAAUUACAUACAGUGUUGUUGGACAUCAUGAGACACUGGAAGAAGAUGCGCCGUACAUCCUGAAGGAGGCAGGAAUAGACCAUCUGGUGUCGUAUCCCACAAUUCCACCAGGCAUAACAGUAUACAACAAAACCAAGGUGGAGCGCUAUUUCUCAGGAGUCAGCAAGAGAGACAUAUGGCGCCUUUAUGCACGCUUUGAAGGAGACUUCAAGCUUUUUGGCUAUCAAAAGCCAGAUUUCCUACUAAACUGACACCUAGAAGCUAUGAAUAUAAUGAACUACUACAUUAAACA